Amaranthus tricolor (Joseph's coat) is the source of this 2367-nucleotide messenger RNA. RefSeq names its product hexosyltransferase GAUT11. The record is from RefSeq and is a predicted model, not a curated record. Lineage: Eukaryota; Viridiplantae; Streptophyta; Magnoliopsida; Caryophyllales; Amaranthaceae. Bases 361 to 1959 code for a protein of 532 amino acids. The transcript has 2 exons. Gene Ontology annotation, molecular function: polygalacturonate 4-alpha-galacturonosyltransferase activity.
CCACAGUCGCCCUGGCACAUGUAAUCAUGUGUGCUGUGCAGAUGCUCUUUCAACUUCCCAUUUCUCACUUCCUCUUCUCCGACUCCUUCCCCGCCAUUGUCAUCUCCGACAUAGGAGUAAAUUAAUGUUGUAGAUUUCAUCUGCAUUUCAGUAUCCCAGUCCGAAUUGAAUCUUCUUCUCUUCCUUUGCCUCUGUAUUGGGUUAUACUAUAUUGGGUUUUUGUUUUCAACACAUAUACUGAAUUGGGUUUUAUUUUUUUGGCUUUUAAUCAAUCAAAUUGAUCAUUUUGAUGGUGAUUUAAAUCAUGGGUUUUUGGGUAAUCUUUGAUUGUUGAGUUUUGGGUGAUUUUUGGGGCGGAAGAUGCGGCGAAGGGCUGCCGAUCUUCGGCGCCGAAGAAAGAUUAUCAAUUGGAUCUGGACACUCCUUGGAUUGUUUUUAUUUGUUGGGAUUUUUUUGUUUUUUGUUCAACAUAAUUAUCAUCAAGAUCAUGUUUCUCAGCCGACACUGGACAAAGAUGACAUAAUAGAAACUGUUCGGGAGCAACUAAAUUUUACCGAUCAAUUAUUAAGUUCAGGUUCAGUCGUAAGACAAUUAGCUGAUCAAAUAACCCUAGCGAAGGCAUAUGUUAUCAUCGCGAAAGAGCACAACAACCUUCAGCUUGCUUGGGAACUCAGCUCAACGAUAAGAAGUUCCCAACUUCUGCUUUCAAAAGCUGCAAUAAGAGGAGAACCCGUAUCAUUAAACGAAGCCGAACCUAUAAUUAAGAGCCUUACCUCUCUUAUCUUCAAGUCACAGGAUGCACACUACGACAUAGCAACCACAAUAAUGACUAUGAAAUCUCACAUUCAAGCACUCGAGGAGCGUGCACGUGCAGCAACUGUUCAGAGUGUCAUUUUCGGACAGUUGGCUGUCGAAUCAUUACCGAAGAGCCUUCAUUGCUUGAACGUUAAACUGAUGGCUGAUUGGCUGAAGCAGCCGUCAUUGCAGACGCUAGUGGAGGAGAACAUGAAUUCUCCCCGCCUUUUGGAUAACAAUCUGUAUCAUUUCUGCAUAUUUUCUGAUAAUUUGCUUGGUGUUUCGGUAGUUGUCAACUCGACCGUCUCCAACACUGACCAUCCAAAGCAGCUCGUCUUUCACAUAGUUACCGAUGGUGUCACAUAUGGUGCUAUGCGGGCUUGGUUUCUUAGCAAUGAUUUCAAAGGCGCAACAAUACAGGUUCAGAACAUCGAGGAGUUUACUUGGUUGAAUUCUUCUUACUCUCCGGUUCUGAAACAGCUGCUUGAUCCUGAUUCACAGGCCUACUACUUCGAUGGGUUACAAGAUUUCGGAGGUGAGCCCAAGGUUAGGAACCCGAAAUACCUGUCGUUAUUGAACCACCUUCGGUUCUAUGUACCCGACAUUCACCCGCAGCUAGAGAAAAUAGUUCUCCUUGAUGAUGAUGUGGUUGUCCAAAAGGAUCUGACCCCACUUUUCUCAUUGGACUUGCACGGAAAUGUGAAUGGAGCCGUAGAAACUUGCCUCGAAGCAUUUCAUCGGUAUUAUAAAUAUCUCAACUUUUCAAACCCGAUAAUCAGCUCAAAGUUUGAUCCUCAGGCUUGUGGAUGGGCAUUCGGCAUGAAUGUUUUCGAUUUGAUUGCGUGGAGAAAAGCAAACGUAACUGGACGUUAUCAGUACUGGAUGGAACAAAAUCAAGACCGAUCAUUGUGGAAGUUGGGUACUCUUCCACCCGGACUUCUCAGUUUUUAUGGACUCACCGAGCCACUUGAUCGACGAUGGCAUGUACUUGGAUUAGGGUAUGAUCCAAACAUCGAUAACCGUUUGAUAGACACUGCAGCUGUUAUUCAUUUCAAUGGGAACAUGAAGCCAUGGCUUAAAUUAGCCAUUGGCCGAUACAAACCUCUAUGGGAUCGAUACGUGAAUCAGAGCACUACGUACCUUCAAAAGUGUGUCACUAGUUGAAUACCGGAAUAUUUUUGGUUGUUUGCUGAUACGUUCUGCAGUCUAAAGCACCGGAGCUUGCAAUUCAACGAAUUGUAGAGUCAGAUGGAAUUUCGGCUUCAUUAGGAUCUCGUAUUGGUACACUCUUAGUUCCUCAAUUUACAUAUACUUCUAUAUAAAUACACUAAUAGAGGAAGUUGCUUUUAUAGAUUUAGGUGGCCAUAAAUUGUACCAUUCAUUUUUGGCUUGUGGAAUUCAUAAUUUUUGGCCUUUUAUAUAGUUGUAGAUUCUUAUUCUUAUUUAUUUUGUAGCAAUGUGUAAUAAAAUCACAAUUUUGGGUAGCAAUUGUAAUUGUUCUUAUGAUAGAUGGAAACCCUCUUGUUUUUCAUAUGUUGAGUUGAUACAAUGGUACGGUUACAACCUUUGCAA